CACACACACACACACACACACACACACACACACACACACACACACACACACACACACACAACAAACCACAGACACAAGAACAGCUUUGAGUCCGGGAAUGGAGUUAAUUCUGAUAAUGUAUUGUGGAGUUUGAGAAUCAGAUGGGUGAAAAGGGCAGGUAUGAGACUCCACCCACCUCCGAGCUCCACAGGUUAUUGUGGCUCAAACCCGCCACUAGCAACCAUCUUGAUGAGGUCAGACCAGGCAUCUACAUCGGAGACCUAUACGCAGCUAAAGACAGAUCCCUGUUACAGGCACUGAACAUCAGUCACGUGUUAAAUGCAGCUCACGGUAAAUACAAUGUAAAUACAGGAGAGAGUUUCUAUAGAAGCACCAACAUCAUGUACCACGGCGUGGAGGCCUUCGACACGCCCUCCUUCGACAUGAGCCCCUUCUUCUACAGUGCCGCCAAGUUCAUUAAGAACGCACUAAGCACUCCUGGAGGUAAGGUGUUUGUGCACUGUGCGAUGGGUCUGAGUCGCUCGGCCACUCUGGUCCUCGCCUACCUGAUGAUUGAGGAGAAGAUGACACUGGCGGAGGCCAUUACUGCUGUAGCAAAAAAAAGGAACAUCUGUCCCAACACAGGCUUCAUGGAGCAGCUACGCACACUCGACACACAACUGCGGAACUAACAC
This is a messenger RNA of Tachysurus fulvidraco (yellow catfish), 674 nucleotides long. Its product is annotated as dual specificity protein phosphatase 13-like. Gene Ontology annotation, cellular component: cytoplasm. NCBI's taxonomy places the organism in Eukaryota, Metazoa, Chordata, Actinopteri, Siluriformes, Bagridae. The coding region runs from base 141 to 671 and encodes 176 amino acids. The transcript has 4 exons. Gene Ontology annotation, biological process: negative regulation of MAPK cascade; protein dephosphorylation. Gene Ontology annotation, molecular function: protein tyrosine/serine/threonine phosphatase activity; MAP kinase phosphatase activity. The record is from RefSeq and is a predicted model, not a curated record.